Molecule: messenger RNA, 787 nt
Organism: Gamsiella multidivaricata
Lineage: Eukaryota; Fungi; Mortierellomycota; Mortierellomycetes; Mortierellales; Mortierellaceae
Exons: 2
Coding region: 16-684 (222 amino acids)
Source: RefSeq, a predicted model, not a curated record
CCUCUUUUAAUAAAAAUGGCUCCAACACAUCGUGACUACUGCUGCUUUUGCAUCCCAUUCCGCCUCGGGGUCACUAUCUUUUCACUCCUGGCCCUUGCCCUUGGAGGAUUCAGUAUCUGGAGUGUCUUGAGAGCUGGCGUCACAGACUCAACAGCCAAAACCGUUGCCUAUGUCAGUACGGGUAUAUAUGGAAUCCUUGGUGUUUCCGGACUGAUGAGCGUCAUCUUCAAGCGGUACGCGCUCGCCAAAAACUUCUCGGUUCUCUGGUGGACGGUCACCGUCCUGAUCACAAUCCUUUCAACUUUCAGCAUGAUCUUCUUGGCGACGCGGGCCAAGGACGAAGUCAAGAGCAUCUGUCAGGCCGACCUGUUGCAAAAUGAAAACGACAGCGGAGCUGUGGGUUUAGCCACAUUGGCGGACGAUGUGGAAGCUUGCUAUAAAUACGUGCUGUUGAUCGCAGGCGUGGGCACGGCGGUCCAAGUGCUGGUAUUGUUGGUGGGCGGAUGGGUUGCCAGCCGGUACACGGGGGAGGUGAAGUGCUACAGGAGAGGAAAGAGCUUUACAAACGGACAGACAUGUGGCUCUGUACAGGUAAACCCUCUACAGAGCUUUAACCAGCAGCCACAGGGAUAUCCUUCUGCACAUCCUUACAUGCACGCCGAUUCAAAAGGCGAGUGGCUCUGAAUGUAAUGUCGGGUGAAGGUCUGUGCCCUGAAAGAAUUUAUUUCAUCACACCUUGAUCCAAAAUAAUAAAAUUGAAGACAGAAACUAAGAAAAGUAAAGGGGU